This is a messenger RNA of Acanthaster planci (crown-of-thorns starfish), 4969 nucleotides long. Its product is annotated as serine protease 33-like. NCBI's taxonomy places the organism in Eukaryota, Metazoa, Echinodermata, Asteroidea, Valvatida, Acanthasteridae. Gene Ontology annotation, biological process: proteolysis. Gene Ontology annotation, molecular function: serine-type endopeptidase activity. The record is from RefSeq and is a predicted model, not a curated record.
AGCGUAUGUAGCUUAUUGUCGACAAUUUUGCUAUGGACACGCCCGUGGAAAUAAUGCUUGCCUACGGUCUAGAGACGCUGUGCCUUCCAGAAAAGCCCAGCGCUCGUGAUGAAACCAAGUAACAGUUGUUAACCAUGUUAACAAUUUUCACUCCCGAGUCGGUUUGGUAGUGCUUACGAUGCCAAGAACAGGCCUAUCUUUUUAUACGCAGUGUGCCUAUAUCUCACAACCUCUGUGCACGACUAUACGAGCUGUCAUUGCGCCCUUCAGUGCCCGCUAGGACACAAAAAGAUUUGCUGACGCCCAUCCAGGCAUGAAAUCACCCGUGACACUAUUACACGCCGCAGGCAGUACACGAGCCUGACACUAACAGCCACUCUCUCACACAGCAGGAUGCAGAUUGCUUCACGCGUAACCCGCAUCACCGACAGUGUCUUCAUUAGCAGUCUCCUCCUCGUUCUCCUCAUCAUCACCGGCGUCGCUAGGAUACCAGGAAGCAUCCUCCUUGCAUCCGGAGGGCACGGACUCCCGCACACCCACCACUGACUCGCGGUCCAGUUCCCGCCCCCAAACCAAUAGGCUCUCUCACACGUGCUCUGAGUACUCUCUUACAAGCAGGUGCUGCCUGCACGCGACGGAUGACAGCGUAUAGACCCUAACACUCUCGGGCCCAUGACACGACCAACUGCGCGUAUGGUGGACCUAGCGUUGGCGGGUAUAUAAACCGGCCGGCAAUGGGUACCACCACGCACAGGUGCCGGAUCCACUCCUUUGAAUUGUGUCACACUUGGAACUCGUCACGUCUCGGCUGUUUUUCUCUAGUCCCGGGUUAAAGCUAAGUCAACAUCUGGAUACCAAAGAGGUAGCGUAGCAUCAUGUUUGGAGGCCCCAUAGGCCUACAGCAGCACUGGUCCCUGUCACGUGGACUAGCAGUUUUACUACUGUGCGUACAGUAUGCUGGUCUUGCGACGGCCUGGCGGGUCGGCGACACUGAUCCCGCCGGGACUCUACUUAGCGACCCCCAGUCACCGAUGGAGGAUGAACACUCCUUAGGCUACCGCCAGCCUAACACGAUUCCGUAUUAUGGCCUCAUCAAACGGAAGCCGGCACCGCCGCGUCAACCCACCACAUACGACAUCCUGCAGCAUGCACUGUGGGACGAAAAGAUGGCCGACGAGUCGGAGGACAUCGAUGGGUACGAGGCCAGGAAGUGGGGCUACCUCCAGAGCAGGGUAAACAACAAUUUCCUGCAAAGAACUAUUGGAUACGUUCUAAAUGGGAUCGAGGCAGAAGGUGACGAGCAUCGCGCGGUAGGAGAUUAUGGGCUUGGAGACGGAACUAUCGAUAUUCAACAGCGUUCAAGUCUUCCUGAAACAUGCGGGCGUAGAGACAUGGAGCCCAGCAUGACAAAGCGGGUGGUACUCGGUCGAAAGGCACGCGAGGGCAGAUGGCCAUGGCUUGUUCAGUUGUCGGAGAUGGGAGCCCCACAGCCGUACUGCGGGGGUACCUUACUCAGUGGAGAGUUCGUGUUGACUGCUGCCCACUGCUUCGACAGACAUGACCCCAAUGACGUAGUCGUUAUUCUAGGUGACCGUGACCGCCUGACCAAGGAAGGCACGGAGCAGCGGUUCCGCAUCGACUGCGUGUACAUCCACGAGGCCUACAUCCCGAGGGGAGACUACAAGGACGACGUUGCCCUGAUUCGGCUGAAGACAGACAGGCGGAAGGUCAAGAUGGGUCCGGCCGUCCAUCCCGUCUGCCUUCCGCCUCCGCAGCGGCCCGGCCAGCCGGACAUGUUCAAGGCGGGCGAUAGGUGCUUCGUCGUCGGCUGGGGCUUUACCGAUCCGCUCACCUACUUCAACUCCCAGCACCCAGCCGUUCUCCACGAGGCCCGACUGCCCAUCUUACCGCCCAAGUCCUGCCGGAACGCCUACGGCAGCCUCUACACGGACAACAUGGUGUGCGCGGGAUACAUGACCGGGGACCACCGCACCGACGCCUGCAAGGGGGACAGCGGCGGCCCGCUUAUGUGCCGGGAGAGGUCGGGUCGCUGGGUGGUUUGGGGCAUCGUGUCCUGGGGCCACAACUACUUCUGCAACGGAUCCCCCGACAAGCCGAUACCUACGGUCUACACGAAGGUAGAGAAUUACUUGCCGUGGCUGAGGCGGAGGCUACGACUGAAACAGUGUUAAUUAAUGCAUUCUUUUACGAUAUACGAAACCACUAAGCGAUUCUGUUAAUUAAUUAUUCCAAUUAAAAGAACUUUUAAUUAAGUGCCGUGAUGAGAUAAAAAAUGUCCACAACAAUGAACAGAUUCACUUUUUGUUAGUUCUGUUUGGAGCCCGGGAACCAGACUCAUAACCAUUCAGUAAGAAACAAUGCAUCCCAUUAUUAGCACUUUCUAUAAACAACGACUUUGUCAAGAGCUUAAAAAAAGGGCUCCAAACAACAAGAUUGUCAGAGGUUCCAAAGACUACUCAUUUGUAAAAUACUUUUUCACAAAUACGUACGUACGCAAAAUAUUUUCAAGGGAUAUUUAGAUUACAGUUAUUUCAAAUACCUGAACCGGCUUAGAGACUACGGCUUAGAGACUAUCACAAAGUAUGGAUGGAUACCAGUGCACGUAUAAUUUUGUACACUGCGCUAGCAAUGGAAGCAACACUGCCUCGUUAAGGCGUCCAGUUAUUACUAAAGUAGAUAUAUCUAAUCGUCAGUGAUACAAAGGAAUAGUUUUGAAGAUUUCAUUGAUUUCUGAGUAUUUUUGAUCGACAUAUUGGAUAAUUUCAAUUUAGUAGUUGAAAGUUGUAGAAACUGAACAUCGUACAGUAGGCUAUUGCUCAUUUAUUCCUGAACUUAUUCUUAGGUGUAGGAAAAACAAUGCAUUAUGCAAUGCAUUGGAAAACGGUACAUUCUGCCUGAAAAUGAGGCCUUUAAUGGUUGCGAUUGUGUAAAUACCACCUCAACCUGUCGCUGCAUCUGGUGGCGGUGCGUGGCAUCAAAUCCCUUGAUAAAACUUUAUUGGUAAUAAAUGUUUACGGGAAUAUAGUAUUAACUAGACCGGAAGCGCUAGCUGAUAAGGCGGAAAAUUCAUCGGUUGUAAUUCAACUUAAUUAGGAUGAUUAGAAUGAAGGAGAACAUUGAAGUUGGGAGUUUCUUUAUCCACGGUGCGGCAGUAAGGCAGCAAAACAAGUUUUGAAUAGAGCGAAAGAUCGCGUUCGUUGAUUGUUAAAAAUAAUUAUGUCAGUGACUUGGAAGCCAUCGAUUCGGCAGGUUAGCAACGUGACCUCCCCGGAAAGCUAAACACCGUAGGAUAAGGGACAACUUGCCACCAAGACAACAAGAAAACCCACAUUUCUUCUAUACAGGGUGUCCAUAUAAAAAGUGUACCGAGAUGAAAAUUACUCUAAUGGCAAAAUUACUUUAUUUGUGGAAAAGACAAAUAUAUCUCAAAGGGCAGAAUGUCCUCUCUGUAAUGGUAUAUAGCUUGUGAUGUAAUUUACACAGUUGAGUGAACAAACUAGACCUACGUUGAGGGUACUGAAAUCGGCACUGUUACAACUGUGCCCUCCACGUGGCCACCAUGCCUAUCAAUGCACAUCUGACAUUUUAUGUACUUUUAUCUCGGUAUACCUUUCAUGUGGACAUCCUAUAUUUUGAAGGGCAAAAUAAGAUUAUAUCUUUCAGUGGGUCUUUUCUUUGAGAUUAAAAUUCCCCCAGCUCUGUGUUUCAGGUUAAACGUAGCUGACGGUACUGGGUCGUGCAUAAAUUUAACAAAAAAAUAGAAAAAAUCCGAUCUAAAUAGCUUGCAUCCUCAGAAAUGAACGGUUGAAGCCAUUAUUACGUUCGUCCGAUCGCUUGCCGUUCUCACAUGUGCACGUAUACCUCUUCGACAAACAGCUUAUCACAAUUUACAAUCUUACCAAUGCCUCUUCAAGAACGCGUGCGAAAUGCCCGCCAGGUGGGUGUGACGUACGUAAGAACAACGUUGACACACGUCGCGACAACCUCUUUUUUUCCUGUCACUCAAGUUUUUUUUGUAUAUUUUGAACUUUUGCGAAAUUUGAUUUCAACAAUGUAAUAUUACCAGAACCCUCAUUUUGUGUUGCCGAAGCUUAGUUCUUUAAUCGUAAAGCAAAACAACAAAGUAACGGGUAUUAAUGGAUUGCAAACUUGCAAUAAAAAAAGGUAAAUCUACAAGAAGCUCUAUGUACACACACGAAUGAGCGCAUACCUAUAAAUAUCAUGCGAUAAAGGCGGAACUACAGAAUCGCUAAUGCCUCACCAGCACGUCCAUCCAAAUCCUUUGGUCCUCCUUCGACUUUUCAAUUCAACUGAAAUCACUAUGGUGUAUUUGUGCGUAAUAUGUGAUAAAAUUUCUCUUUAUAAUUGGAAAAAUAACCACGUCAGUGUUUACACGAUAGUUGCCGUAAAGAGGUUACAGUAGUUUCUGCGAUCGUACAAUUUGGUUUCAUUCUUUGCCGAAAUGUGUGAAAAACGACAAGCUCAAGUUUGAGGCAAGUUUUAAUAUCAAAAGUUCUUUGAACAAUUAGAGUCUGUAAAUAAUGUGGCAGUUUGAAACACAGAUUUGGAUAGUCUAGAAUGAAUGUUAUUUAUGACGUACGCUAUGCCAGCCUCCAAAACAAAACUGAUGUGCUUUUAUUCCUGAUUGUCGAAUAAAAUGCCUUGAAUCACUUUUUACAACAGGACUGCAGUUUUCAUAACCCCAUUAUUGUUCCAGAAUUUCCAAAAGAUGCAACUGUAAAAUCUUCAAAGUUUGGUUCAGGUAACUUAUUUCAGUGAGGUGGCACCUCAGUAUUUCACAUUUGCACGGUUUAGUGCAACGAUGCUAGGACCGUUAGAAAUAUGAUCUGCGCACGGAACCUCGGGAAAGGUUGCUUGUUUACAUGGUUAUUUAAUCCGACAUAGAAUAAAGCCGUAUGGAGGGGGUCGGGUUCCCUUCUGAGUUCCA